AUAUGAUGGAAGAGGACAUCUCCACGACCUUUCAGAGUUUGAUAAAGAUUCAUGGAAUAUAAUACACAAAUUGUCUGAGGAAGAAUUGAGGAUAGAAGCAGUAUGUGACGAAGAGAGGUACUUAGCACUUAAUACAGAUCUUUUCGAGGAAAAACACAGGCAUGAGGAGGAAAUUAAAAGAUUGAACGAAGCCAUAGCAGCAUCUGAAACGACGUACAGUGCGAUUUCGUUUAAUUACGAUGAAAGUAAAACAAACCAAAGUGACACUUAUGAUCCUAUGCAACCUACCCAAGAUGAAGCAGAAAUUGAAACAAGGGAGAUUGAAGAAAAAGAAACGGUGAAACUGCCGUCAAAUGUAGUGCAGGAGGAACCUUUUAUUGCGCCACAAGAACUGAAAAUACCUAUGGAUAUGGAAGUGCCUGCAACUGUUAAGAUGCACGCGUUUAUUGAACGAACAGCUAACUUCAUCAGUUCAAGAGGAGCGCAGAUGGAAAUACGAAUCAAGGCCAACCAGGCCGGAAAUUCUCAAUUUGAUUUUCUUAAUUUCGACCACUACCUCAAUCCUUACUACAAGCAUCUACUAAAAUUAAUAAAAUCGGGGCAUUAUCGACCAAAGGUGGAUCAACAAAGACCCCAGAACAAGAGCCUCACCAAAGAAGGAAAUGAUGUAUGCAAUAUUAGAAAUACCGGUAAUGAUGAUAGUGGACAUCACAGUGAAGACGACGAUGAAGAUGACCACGAUCACAGUGGGUACCUUCAUCCUAGUCUAGUGUCAAAUCCAAGGCCGAAGCCUACCAGCAUAUCUGCAAUACAUCAACCAUCGUCACAACCUGUAAGCGAUACUGCACGAUUACCACCAAUUCCUUCAAACGUCCAUCCGACGAUGUACGAGAUGCCUGCUGGGUACCAUGACGUAGCAAGUCUACUUGCUCAGGGUUACGAUCCUGCAGCGUUAGUGGCUGCAGGCUACCUACCCGUGAUGGGGUCGUUCAUUCCACCACCUCCUCCACCCCCAACUGCAAAUUCAGAUCAUGGCUCCCAAAUUCAACCAUAUAUGUCAGUGCCACAAGGAACGUCAUUUGCACCACCCCCUCCCCCACCUGCCCCGCCUCCACCUUCCGUCUCAAAUGUGACUCUUACACACACUGAAUUAACUACCUCAAUAAUCACCUCUCCUGCAAUAUAUCCCCCUCCCUCAGUUUCAGGUGUCUCCGGGACAAGUUCACCAAGUGCUAUUCCAAGUGGUGCCGACAACAGCAACAUCAUUCCACCAACCCCAGACAUUCAACCAAUCAUUGAUAAGAUGGCAAAAUACGUGGCCAAAAAUGGGGAGGAGUUUGAAGCAACUGUGCGAGCCAAAAAUGAUGGCCGGUUUGAGUUUCUACUACCUUGGCAUAGUUUCUUUACCUACUACAAAUAUAAGAAGAACGUUUAUCUAGAAGAGUUUAAAAAGGGAGACGAGAAUGAGGAUGAUAAACCUAAAAAAGCUCCGAUUAGUUUUUCUAUUAAAGCCAAAGAUUCCGAAGAGAAACUCUUAGAUCGACCCAGCGCCCUUCCUUACGAGAGCAGUGAAUCCGACGAGGAGAACGAGCAAAAGGAACUGAAGACAAAACGGGUGAACUUACUUCAGGGUAAAAUGAUGCCAUGUGUCCCCGUCCUCGACGAUCCUGCAAUUAAACCGAUGGUCAUCGACCAACAAGACGAGGUACUAAGUAGACACACGGAGAAAGAAAAGCUGGAAAAGGCAGAGUUAAGACAAGCUGAGGCAAAUAAAGUAAUGGCACGACAAAAAAUAGCUGAUAAACUAGCACAAGCAGCUCGAGGAAAACUUCAACAAUCGUCCAAGGAACGUAACGUACAGAUGGAGCGACGUAAGAAGGCUGCUCUGUUCUUAACGAUGAUUAAAGAUAAGCAAGUUACCAUGGUUCCAGAAGGUAUCCUAGACCAAGUUUCAUCAACAAAAGAAACGAGUAAAAGAAGUUUAAGUCCGAAACCUAGACGAUUUUCUAACCAUUCACGAUCAGUCUCUCCUGUACGAUCACAAUCGCCAUCUACCACUUAUAAAAUGUCAAAAAGUCGCGAGACAAGUCCUGUUAGGAAGAAGAAACGAUCACGUUCAAGGUCUCCGAUAAAACGUCCGAAGUCCCCGUCAUCUAGAUCCCACAAAGUAGCAUUCAAUAAGCAUACCAAGAAGGAUAAAGUAAAUAAUCGUUCACGUUCACCAUCACCGAUUAGAAGUGUUAGAAGAUCUUCUCCUUUUCGGCGCUCUGGUAGCGUAGGCAGUUCGGUGAUUAGUAAAUCCAAAGCAAGAUCCAAGUCACCAACGUUUAGUAUGCAGACUUCUACAACGAUCAAAUGUACAUCUCCUACAAUUCCCCAACUACAGACGGCUGCAAAUCCCACACCCACACCUCCCAUGCCCCCACAAACGUUUACUGCAGAAGCAAGCUCCCAAUCAGAAACAACAGAAAAGACAAAUAAAUUAAGAGAGAAGAUUCGUGCAAUGUUAGCUAUGACCAGGGAUAUUGGAAUCAAGAAUGAUAGCUAGUAGUCGGCUCUACCCACUAAACACCUAUACUAUUUGAAUAUUCAUAUACUAAUUUGAAUGUGCAUUUGUGAUUUCUGUAUACACUGUAGAAUAUUCCUGUGCUUAUUUUAUUCCAAUAAUUUUCAUUUUUCAUUUCCAUUCUUGGUUGUCUUUCAGUUCGAUGAAAGUAGACUGUUCUGAUAAUAACCCAAGGGUUUUGUUUGCCCAAAUUUAUUUUGGUUUAAACAAGUUUAAGUAUUCUAUUAGAUUCAACAAGAGAUUUUUUUUAGUCAUGCUUACUAUUUCUCUUCAGUAAUUUCACAAUCUCUGUUUUAACCGGUGGUCGUUUACUGUUCUGCUAUUGUACAUGUUUGUAAAAUAACCAGGUGUUUCAAUAGGGUUUUAUAUGAGAGAAUGUUAUACUGAUAGAUUUAUGUACGAUGUAUGGAAAUUCAGGGUUUGAUCACGGUUGCCUUUAUGUUGAUAAAAAUGCACAAAAAACUUCCAUUAAUUCUAACCACUCCUUCAAUUUGUGAAAGGGGAUCUCAUCUGAUUUAUGACAUUUGUAUCUCCUCAAUUUUCAUAAAUACUUAUUAAAUUGCUUACAUUAGGCCAAAAUUUGAUAUUGAUUGUAAAUUUAUGUUUAGGUAAAAAUUGUUGUAAUUAUUGUUAAUAAUAAAUUAAUAUAAUUAUUAAAUUGUUAUUAAUAAAGUUCUAGUUAUUUUUCAGGUGCCAGUAUACAUUUGUUUUUUUUAAAUUUAAAUUUAUUGAUGGUAUUCAGAUAUUGGUAUAAACAAUUGUUUAAUAAGAUUUAUGAUUUUUUUUUUAUCAAAUAUUUCUGUUUAAAAUAAUACUCAUUGAUACCAAAACAAAUUUUGAUGUCCCUCUUUGAACCUCAUAAAACAAUUUCUGUCAUCUUUGAAAACUUCAAAGCGAAAAGUUAAAUGUUAACAUUCCAAAUACCUUGUGCUUAGAAUUUGGGCUUCCAUUCACCGGUUACCAUUUAAUUUGCUUCGCUUAAAUUUUUUAUACUAGCAUUGCAUACUCUUUCCUUUCCACAUCGUAAUUGAAGAGGGCUGUUUUGUCCAGAUUGAUUUGGGUGCUUUUGAUAAACUUUUUACAUGUAAAUAUACAUUUGCAUUUAAUUUCAGUCAGAAAAUUUUAAUGCAUAAUAAUUUCUCUAAUGAUAUUGCAUUCACCUUAAAUUUUACAUCAUUUAAAUCAAUCAGUAAAUUUUAAUGUAUUACAAUUUUUGGUAAACUAAGCAGUCAAUCUGAAUUUUUAAAGUGUAUCAUUAUCUAAGCCAUCUAAAAUUUUGAAUGUACAGUACAUUAUUUUUUCUUAAACUAAGUACUCAUGUAUAGAAAAUUGAAAUUAUAAUUUUCACUAAACUAAGUAGUCUUCGCGGGGGCUUUUAAGUAUCAUUAUUUUCAUUUCACUGAAGCUUUGUUGUCUUUGGAAUAGAAUGGUUUAUUAAUUUCACUAAACUUAAAUAAAUCAUAUUAUAUAAAGAAAACUCAAAUUAAUUUAAACUUUACAAACUGUCUGAAAAUACAUUGUUAGCGUCAGAGGGCACACUCUGGAAACAUUGAUUCGUGAAACGUGACACUCAAAUGGUGAAAUGCUAGUGAACUUUAUAAAACUGCUUGUAAAUAUUAUUAAGUUGUGUGAAAAUGUUAGGAAAUAUUUUAUAUUUUGAUUAUAAUGAGUGAAAGUGAGUAGUGCGAUACUGUUUGUUUCACUAACUAUGGAUCGCUGUUUUCGCUGUGUAUGGCGCCCUCAUGCUCUUACACGCAUUCUAUUCCUCAUAGUAUAACAAAGCAUUUUUGUAUUGAAGAUGAUGUUACUAAAAAUCUACAAGAUUUCUGCUUUGUAAAAUUGUGCAGAUUUUCAAAAAAUGUGUAUCUCAGCUGCUUCAAACAUUUUCUAAGGCUUGGUUUUAAAAGGAUAGCAACAACUUUGGUCGCUCUUUGGACCUUAGAUAAUAAGAUGACAAAAUUAAAAUAAUUUGACAACUCACCAUUAACAGUUCUGCCAGCUACAAAUGUUUUUUUUUUUAUUAAAUAAUAAAACAAAUGCCAAUAGUGAAGUUGACUCCAAAAAAAAAAAAAAAAAAAAAAUUUAUGAAACUUUUACUGAUUUGAUAAAGCAAAUGUAUUCUUAAAUAUAAAUAUUAAGAGCUGGGAUGCAAUAUAUUCUUUUGAUUCCUAAUCUUUAAUCUUAAUUAAAUACACUCCUUAAGUAUAUGUACUUGACUUAAUAAUAUAUAAAAUUGUGUGUUUUUAUGUGGGUUAUGUCCCUAUAUAAUGUUAAUUAGUAGAUUUAUGAAAACUUACGGAAAAUUAACUUAGUUUCUUUGCAUCUUCAGAAAAAAAAAUUAUUUUUGUUAAAGGAAUUAACAGGAAAUAAAAUUUGUUUUAUUUGAAUGUUAUUACAACCAAAGAAAUUAUUAUUGUGUGUGAAAAAACUGUCAGACAUCGUUUUUCUACAGAAAGCCUGUUAGAUUUUUCACUUGGCUUUUGACAGUGUCGAUUUUAAACAUUUCUGAACAUAGGUAUCAAAUUCUGAAUUCUCAUACCUAUCCCAUCAUUCAUAAACACCUUUCACUGUGUUACGUCUUGUAUCGUUAAGUUGUAUCUAGAAUUUUAACACCUGGUUAAAUUACAUUCUGUAUACAAGCAAAAUUCGUAACGUUUCUUACCUUCAUACCAGAGAUUGUGAAAAAUGCCAAUACAGUAGAACCCUAUUAAGGGGACACCUUUGGGACCAAAAACAUUGUCCCCUUAAUAUGGGUGUCCCCUCAAUAUGGGUUGGCCAUAGUGUUAAAAGAUAUACUUUCCCCUGUUUUGUUUGUGGCCAAAAAGGGGUCCCCUUAAUAGGGGUGUACCAAAGGAGGGGUUCUACUUUAUUAUCAUUAUUAUUAUUAUUAUUAUUGUUAUUGUUAUUAUUGUUAUUAUUAUUAUUAUUGUUGUUAUUGUUAUUAUUAUUACUAUUAUUAUUGUGUUUUAAAUAUAGAUUUUCAUUAUUUUUGUACACGUACAAAUGCAUUCACAUAGUAUAGGUGUUUAUAGCUAUAAGAGAAUUCAACAGGUUUUUUACUGUAAGUGCAGAAUCACCCCAUGUUUAACAAGGGGUAAAUCCGUACUUGAUUAAGGGUUAAAUCCUACCUGAAUAGGGUGAACAUUUUCUUUGGGUAGAAAAUCUUCUAGAUGUAAUUUCUUUGACUGGGAUACAUCUUUUCUUGGUUGGGAGUUUGUUUUUUUUCUUUGUCCUGUGGAAUAAAUUGUUCUCUGAAUUUCAGGUUCAAUCUAAUAAUUGUUCCCUCAGAUGUGUAGGUGGAUCUUGUUGGAAUAAUCCAAAACUUGCCUCAAGUUAAGAGAUAAAUAAAAUAAUAUGUUUAAUGCCAGUAAAGUAGAGGUGCUUUACAUUUGCUAGCAUUUGAUGGCUAUAGAAAUGCUCUUAAAAAAAUUGGACAUGCUAAAAAUGUAACAAAAGCAUUUUCUCAAUUACUUGAGGUAUACUUCUAUACAUUACUGGAAGCACGCAAGAAAUAUUUUUGUUAACUUUUGUUUGGGCAUGUUAAGGUUUAUGCAUAUCAUUCUCCAGAGGGUGCUGUUGUUUUACGUAAACGUAAGAUGCCGAGAUGUACAGAUGCAAUAGUGGUUAUUUCAGAUUCACAUAGAAUGUCGGACAAGAGGACCUAUUAUUUUUACUAUGACUUUAUUACUAGUUCUAUUUUUUCCAAGUCAGCUUAUGAGGGAGAUGUAGUUUGUAAGAGUAGAAAGAAAUUGGUAAUGAUGAUGUCUUAAUAAUCAAUUUACUGAUAUACAAUGUUUUCAACAAUUCUUUAAUGCAGUAUGGUUACAUAAUACAGAUCAGUAAACAUUGCUUGUUGAAAUAACAUCAUUUUUUUUUCUUGUGUAAAAGAAGUAGAAAAUUAUUAACUUGAAAUUAGUAGUUACAAAUUGAUUUUUGAUUGUUUAUUGAAAAGCAAUGAUAUUGCAAGUCAAACGGUAAUUUCUUUGUUACUGGAUGGAGUGUCUUAAAUGUACUACAAUACUGGUAUCUAUAUUCUCAUGGGUUUUUAAAUAUAAUUUCUAUAGAAAAUUCUGUACAAUGCACUCAAUUAUAUCUAUAUUAUGUUAAUUUCUGUAGAGAUUCUUCAGUGAAUCCUUAAAAAGAAUUAUGGAUUUAUAUAUUCUAGUAUUUUUGGAAAAGUUAUAUUGCUAUGAGGGAACUUAAAAAAGGAAUCCACUUCUACGUUAAUAUUGUAAUAGAUUAUUGUUGUAGCAAGUGAUCAAUCAAAUAGAGAAUAAUGUUUGUAACAGAAUAAUUUCAAGAGUCCUGAUGGUUGAGGGCAGUAUUGCACCUGAAUAAUGUAGAGGGCAGUUUUGCACCAUGCUGUUGAGGGCAGUAUUGCACCCGAAUGAAAUUUACGGUAAUGAAAUUGAGGGUGGUAAAAAGUAUUGUAUUUGUACCUGUUAAAAAGAGCAGUCUUAUCCCUGAUUGACAGAUGCAGUACAGUUCUGUGUUUUGGAACAAUAAAAAAAACUGUUAAUAUGCUAAUUAUCAUAAUCCCAUCCUUAGUCUUGUAUCUGCCAUUGCAAAAUUCAUUUUUGCUACAAGUGUUGUGAUUGGUCAUUUUAAGCAAGCAACAGUGAGUUGCCAACAUCUGAUUGGUAGAUGUAACUUUUAAUAGUGUAUAAGGUGAAUUGCAAAGUUCUGAUUGGUCAAGUGAAAUUAAGCAUUCUCCUUGAAGUGAUUGAAUGUUAUUUAACUCCGCUAGAAAGCAACUAUCAUAUUGAGCUAAAAGCUUGUUUACCUCCAGCCUACACCCGUCCCUCCCCCUUGCUAUGAUAUUGAUGAUAAAUAAUGAUAAAUAUACUUAAACAUAGUAAAUAAACUUACUUAUAAAGAAAUGGUUGUCAGUAAGAUAUCCAUGAUCAUUAAUUAAUACACAUUUUUUUUAAAUAGUGUAUGUACCUCUUAUACUUAAAACUCAUAAAACCAAGCAUCAUAAUUGAAUAUUCUAUUACAGUACAGCAUAGGCAGAUUCAAUGGGCCCAGUGGUCCUAAGUUUUAAAAAAAGAAAAUUUUUAAUGGAGAAAAAAGAAGGUUAUAUUCAAAUUGAAGUCCCCUAUCUGUAAAAGUCUGUCCUGGGUCCUGUCUAAAUGUAUUCCAAGUUCCUGAAUCCCUUUGUGUGACUACUAACCUAUUCCACAAUUGGGGCCAAGGAUAAAAUAACAUCUCUUUUGAAGAGUUUAUUGCAAUGGUUCUUUUUGUAUUCUUUAAGACGUUGAUACUUCACUAUGGAGCUUUUGUUGCACGUCGUCUGCAUUUAGAAAAAUGUUAGCGCCAUUAUUCUGGACAAAUUUCAAUUGAAUACUAAGAAAAACAGUAAGGCGUUAUAUAUUUUUAAAUAGUGUAGCAAAGUCAUAAAAUUCCUUUUAAAUAAAUGUUUCUUUACCAUUUCCCACUAUGCUUCCAUACAUUCUUUUUGCUUGGCAGUUUGUAGCAUGACAGUCCUAAAACCAGUAUAAUUCAUCAGAUCCUCUCACUAUGUAAAUGAUAUGCAAAUUAAUCACACUACAUUAUUCAUUAGAUGCAAUCUAGAGGACACUUCUGUCCUAUGACAAGUAUACUUAUGCUACCAGUCUGUUUAUUAAAUGUUAUUACAUACUUCUAUGACAGUCUUGCAUCAGCUUGUAGGUGACAUUCCCCCUUACACACUCCUUCCCUGCCCCUCCCCUCCCCCAUAUCCCAAAAUGUCACUUAGAGAUUAGAUAAGCUUGUAUUAUUUCAGCUUUUCUGGAAUUUGGUUCUGAAUUCCACAAAAAUAAAAACAGACCUAUCACUUAAAUGAUGAUGUAAUAUGUAGUACCAAGUACUAACCAUCAAUGUUUUUGAUUUAUGUUAGAGAUUUGCUGCAUUGCAUUUCUCUACCAUUUGAAUGGAUCUGUGAGAGCAUUUUUGAACUAGCAGUGUUAAAUUGAUUGAAUGAAUUGGAAAUAUAACUUCUGUAUUAACAAAAUAUAGAUUGCAUUUUCCACCAAAUUGAGUCUUUUUUUAUUUGAUUUUUUUAUUGGCAAGAGAAAUUUUAUGUUCUCUGAUUUGAUGUAUUUAAACACUUAUCGGUAUGGAAAAAUAUUACGAGACAAAUUAAGUAAAGGAAGUAUAUAUUGUUAGUAUGAUACAGUUUGUUUUAGAAUCGGUUUGUUUUUUUAUACAUCUUGCAGAGGCAUAAAUUAGUCUCCUGUCAUAGUUUUUGAUCAUCUCUGGACCUUUCCGUUAAGCUCCUCCCCUUGGAAAUUGUUGCCAUGGUCCCAAAAAACAAUAGCGUAAAUGUACAUAAACAUGUGCGCUGGUGAGACAGAUGUGUUUGUUGGACACGCACGUAUUUAUGGCGCUGUUCCGAUUCGUUAGAUGUCAAGUUUGAUUGAUACUCUGGGAAGGUCCGUUUAAGUUAUGCUUUAUCAAUUGCGUUUUUUUGUAAUUGGGAAAAGUACCAACAAUGAAUUGAAGACUCUUAAACUGGUUUCAAGAAUAGAAAUUUAAGGAGUGUAACAAUUGAUUCAUAUGUUAUGUGCAAAAAAAAAUUCAAGAAUAAAGGAAAUCUGCAAAUGUCGAAUGAUAUAUUCAAGACGACAUAUUAGACAUUGGUCCAAUAUGAAAGAAUGGAUUAUUAUGUGCACAAAUAUAUAGGUAUUUACUGUGUGCAGAUUUGUUGCCAAAGUAUUACAAUACAUAAUAUAUGUGUUUAUCAUGAUUGUGCAAAAAUACUUAACUGACCAAUAGUGAAGGAAAUUUAAGUCUGAUAAUAAAAUGUGAAGAUUAAACCAAAAAUCAACCAAAAUCAAUUUUUUUUUUAUCAACAAAUUUGCUCAUGCAUGACCCAACAAAAUUGCUCAUGCAUAUCAUUCAGAUCACUCAAGCAUGACAAACAAAAUUACUCAUGCAUAUCAAAUCACUGAAGCAUGACCGACAAAAAUCUCAUGUGUUACUCAAUUUUUUAAUAUUGCUGGACAAGUUAGAUAUGUAUCUCACUGGAUAUGGGUAUAUUGUUAUGUAUUGUAUAUCUUUCUGCACUGUUCUGUAUGCAUUGUGUACUCAGUCGAAAACUGACUUAAUCAAUUGCUUUGGCUUGAUUCGCAUGUCUGUAACCUAUUGUUUAUUUGAACACUGGUUGCAUGGAAACCUAAUGUAAAGGGAACAAUUCAUUGAGAAUAAAACAAGUCCUUAACUGAAAUGUC
This is a messenger RNA of Anneissia japonica, 9777 nucleotides long. Its product is annotated as splicing factor, suppressor of white-apricot homolog. The record is from RefSeq and is a predicted model, not a curated record. Lineage: Eukaryota; Metazoa; Echinodermata; Crinoidea; Comatulida; Comatulidae. Gene Ontology annotation, biological process: RNA processing; mRNA 5'-splice site recognition. Gene Ontology annotation, molecular function: RNA binding.